AGGCGACGGCGGGUCGAAUGGCGUCUGCUCCCCCGACCUGUCACCCUCGCACCGCCACGUUCUCCUCCCUUCCGCGCCUCCUACAGGACUCUCUCCCACCUUUGCAGGCACAGGUAGAGCUUGUGUUCUCUGAGACUGUUUUUACAAGUGCGGUUAUGAUCAGAAGCCAUCAGUCCGCAUCAAAAGACUUAAGGAGUGAUGUUAUUGCUACCCAAGAGUAUGGCCCAAGCUGUCAAUGGACCGACAAUCUGUAAGACAGCGAACCAAAAAGCAUCCACUGCCCCAUUCGACGUCUCAGCAGUUGAGGUAUGAACGAGAGAGAUUGGAACUACAGAAAAGGGUCACAGAGCAGCUGGUGUCUGAUGUGCUUGGUUUAUACGAAAAGUCCCUAUUUGUGGACUUGAAGAUAGAGGCAUCACGAGGGAACAUUUACUGUCACCAGCUAUUCUUCGCUGCGCGGGUACCAGCUCUAUGGAAACUCCUUCAGGAAAUCGCAAAGUUUCAACGCACAGAUAAGGCUCCUGCUGAGGAUUUGCUCUCGGUCCAGCUGCCUGACAUUGAGUAUCGUGAGCUACAAGCGUUUAUUAGGACUCUUUACACUGACGAUGCCAACCGGGCAGCUGGGAUAGGCCUCAGACGUAAACUAGAGGACAAGUUGGCAGUGCUGCAGCAGAGGGCAUUACUAUGCCAUAGACAGAUCCGCAUCGAGAAGCUUAGCAGUGACGAGGAGCAGCAUGUCCAGCAGUUCAUUCUGGAGCAGCUGCGGCUUGGUCAGCUGAGUGAGCAGCGGGGCAAUGUCCAGGAUGUACAGAGGCUGUUCCGCUGCAAUGCCCCCCGUGGCCGACGCCAGGCUACUCCACUUUCAGACUCAGACACAAACAGCACUGCCACGCUGACAACGGAAGUCACACAGUAUAAUCCUAACACAUCUAAAUCUGUGAGGCCUAAGUCUAGUCGAAGGAUUCCAGCUCAAAAACCAAAGUCGUUGGGAAACACAAUGAACAUUACAAACCAUUGUGUUUUAGGUAUUGGGAAAAGUGAAAUCAAAGAAAAACAGCAACUAAAUAUUAGUAACGAAGUGUGUGGAGGUUGUGAUAAUGUUUAUAGUGGUAAUGAUCUAGGACAGUCAGACAGAGAGGGUAAGGUUUCCUCAAAGGGACCUCCAGUGCCAACUAAGCGAGCCUCUAAUGAUGAAACUUCUCCUACUGGACGGAUUUCCAACCAGGAAUCACCGGUUUUUAAUGUUUCUAUGAUAAAAGAGUUGCAGACUUCUCCAAUGCAAGUGAGUGGGGAAUCGUUUCAAGACAAACUUCGCGAAAAGAAGGACCUCUCUCCUUCCCAGUCCCAGAGGUCUGCCAACUCAGAAUUUACCCAAAUGGAAAAUGUGUAUCGGCAGGAUAAUGUAGUUUGUACCAAUGGAGAUAUAGGUUCUCAUCACGACGAAAAUAUCAGAACCAAAGGAAAAGCUCACAAAUACGGUGCCAUGUCCAGCACCAGAGAAAAUGCUUCACUUCAUCAGGCCAAUGCAUUGUUGAAACAGCAGCAGCAGCACCCACAUGUUCAGCCUACCUCUUCUUCAAAGCAAGGUUUUCAGCAGAAAAGUCAGUCCUUUGGUGCAGAAUCUCAAGACAGUGGUGAUUUUGACAAUGCCAGUGCCAGCAACAGUGGAAGUGAACAUCGUCUGAGUCACCUGCAUGAAACCUCAAGCCUUGAGGUGGAGCUUCCAAGUAGCCAUGAAGAAAAUUCAAGCAGUCAGGAUUCAGAGGGAAGCCCUACAGGUGCUGGCAGGAGAUGGAAGUCGGAAAAUCGUGAGGCAGUUUACAAUCAUGACACAGGAGAACAGAAUGAUCUGAAUGAAUCAGAAGAAUCUAUGCAACCCAAGAGACCACUUGUAAGGGCAAGAACAUUUGAAGUGUUUGAUCCAAUCAUCAGUGGUGCUAUACAACAUCAAGAUCCUGCUGAAAAAAUGGAUGAUCAACCUAAAAGAUCCAACCCCAGCAGAGGAGAUGAUGGAGUGGCAGCUGAAAUAUCAGCUAAUCCCCAUGUCAGUUUCAGUUCAGCUAAGGGCAUCCCUGCUUCCCGCUCUGAGGAGAGAUAUAGCACAGGCAAUGGAAAAGAACGCAAAAUUUCAGAUGAAAUUGUAGGUCCAUAUCCAGACAACAUAGAAGAUCCAGAAAAACUUAGAGAGAUGGAAAGAAAGAAAGGCUCACUUUUGUUUGAGCACAACUUUCAAACAUACUCAAACAUUCCUACAACAAAUAUGAUGACUGCUAGCAUGAUGACAGCUAGUAUGAGUUCUGAGAGUAGUAUGGGAAUACCCUCUCUGUACAGCAGCAUGAUUGACAGUGCUAUGCUUGGCAGUAUUCAUUCUCUAGGUGCUUUAGAAGCACCUAUCGUUGACCCUAUACCUCGGCCAGCAUCUGUUGGCUUACCAGUAAUGCAUCAAAUAGAGGAUCCAAAUCCUGAGCUCACAAGCGUUACAGGUCACCGUCCAGAACUUAAAGGUCAGUGCACAGAGCAAAUGACACACGAGUUUCAAAGGGAAAUGGCAAGAAGGGACCAAGGCUCUCGGUCACCAUCACCUGAUUCACUCAGUGUUGAUUUUGCAGCAAGGAGAGAAGCAGAGGCCCUUUACAGAGCUAAAGCUUCACAGGAGAGACAGUUAAGAAAGUCUGUGGAUGGUGGUGUAUCCCAUGUGAAGAAAGAGGAGAUGGAUACUGAGGAGAAAGAACAGGAUGAUAGAGAAAAUGAAAGCAGAAGUAGUGAUUCCAACCAAAGUGAGGGAAAGACUGAAGAAAAAGGUGAAGCCAGGGAAACAAGAGUAGAGGACCACCAGCUGAGUUCUCUGGGCAUGGCAACAGGAAGUCCAAGGCUAAGUAGACUGGGGGAAAAUAAACCCAUUGUAUCAGGAGGCUCCACACUCAAGAGAGAAAAGGAGGCCAAGGAGAUGAAACCUAUUCCUAAGAGUGAAAGACAAGUGAGCAUGGGUACUGUCAAGGAUGUUGAUGCUAUUCCACUUGUCUUUGGAUUUAUUGGCCCUCAGGAUGAAGAGGAAUCAGGUAAGCCUAAAGAUGAGUCAAAGAAAGAAGCUAAAGGAGAAGAGGAGGAGGAAAAACAUCCACAGAGUAUUUUCCCCAUGUUCAUUGACCUAAAUGAGAUCCCUUCUCCAGCGAAAGAAAAUCCCAAAGAAAUAGAGAAGAAGGAAGGAGGCAAAGCUAAGGCUCCUUCAUCUUCAGUCUACAUGUACAUAGAGGCUGACACUCCCUCUCCCAAAAUCAGAAGAAAGAGAAAAUCUGAGAGUGAUAGCACAGCACUCUCAAAGUCUGUGGAAUCUCAUCCAGAAGCUGAGUUUGCAUCUCUACCUCCUGUCUUGGGGGCGGCUGCAGAAGAUAAACACAAACAGUCAGAAGUCAAAACAGAGGAUGCAAAUGAAACCUCUGAUGGUGGUGCUGGGAGUGCAGGUGAUGGAAAUGGCAGCAAAGAAAAGAAAGGAUUUUUUGUAUUUAUUGAAGCUGAUUCUCCAGCAAAGACUGGGUCACCAAAGCCUAGAAGGCGUCCGUUGCCACCAGCCAAAAAGAAAAGUGAAGCUCCUAAUCCCAUGUCAAGAUCAGCUCCAAGUGAUUCACUAGUGUUUUCAAGCCAAGAUAGCCCAAGCAAGUUAAUGACAAAAUCAGUGAUAGACAGAGAUGAAUUCAUAGCCCAGCCUCCAGCAAGAAAGAAUGUCAGCCUAAAUGACAAAAUUAAUGAAUCAUCCAGUGGAAAAGAUACUGCAUUUGUGUCUGGUAUCCCAAGACCUAUUCGUACCUUGAAGUCCCAAGCAUCAACCAAGACCAGCAAAGCAAAGCCUUCCCCGCACAAGAGAAACACAGGUACUCACAGAGACAGUUCACACACCAAAGAUGAGCCAUCUGAAACUAAUGACAUGGCCACAAGUAGAGACAUUUCAAUCUCAGAGCUAGGGCCAUCUCAGAGCAUAUCGUUCAGCGAUGUGAUGUCCACAAGCCUUCCUCAAGAGACAGACGGGGCUUCUGAGGUGUCAGAUGUGAGCAGUCUUCUCAGCAGCAUUGAACGCUCAAAUGAACCAUCUGACCAGCCAGGAUCAGAUCCACACUCAAGAUUAGGAGAAGAUUUAUUGCGCAUGUUUGAGAAUGAGAUCAACACCGAUGUAACAAUACAGAUUGGUGAGAAACGUAUCCGAGCCCACAAAUGCAUUUUGGCUUCCCGUUGUGUCUACUUUGCUGCUAUGCUCUCAGGACACUGGGUGGAAAGUGCAGGAAAUGUGAUAAAACUUCAAGGGUUUUCACCUGACUGUGUGACAGUAGCCCUGAAGCACAUCUACAGUGGCAGUAGCACAGUGCCAGAAGGAGUGAGAGUAGGAGAGUUGGCAGCACUUGCUGACAUGUUAGCUCUAGAUGGCCUGAAGGAUGUCAUCUCUUUACAUCUGAAAGCAAAGAUGUGUCAUUACUUCCACAAGCCUUGCUCGGGAUGUCUAGAAGGAGUCCUGGACGUUCUGCCUAUAGCUGGUGCGUACUGCCUCGAUGAGCUAUAUCAUCGUUGCUUGCGAUGGGUUGCCAAGCAUUUUGUGGUCGUGCUGCCAACACGAAAUUUUGCUGCUUUACCUCCAGAGGUGCAGGAUAGAUGCCUUAAACAGAUAUUAGAUGACAUGAGUGUUGGUAAUGUGAUAGACACUGCCUUAGGAUGCGAGAGAGUGCUUUCAUCCUUGCCCAUGGUGAGAUGGUCGCAGCCAGUAUUUGAUGCAGCUGCCCAGUUGUUGGAGUCGGCCACAAGCUUCAUUGCUGCUAACCUUAGUGGAGUGUUGUCAUCAGAAAGGUUCUUGGCCUUAGGAAAGGAUAGUGGAUGGAAUAUUGACAGCUUAGAGGAAACCAUGCGUGUAGCGUGCGAGUUGGUGAGACCCGACCAAGCUGUUCUGUCUCAUCUGCAACUUGCUAAGCUGCUUGAACAAAAUGAAGAAGAUGGACUUGGUGAUGUUUCAGAGAGCUUCCUGAACUUCUUGGAAAACUUGUUAAACCAAGUUGAGAAGUUUAUGAUACACAACGCAAACCGUGUAGCUGUAUGCCGGAAAUGGCCUUUGUUAUCAACCAGUACACAACGAAGAAUCAAAGAUGCCGCAAUGGUGAUCGUAGAGUUCUCUAGACCCACUGUCCCCAGGCCAAAGCUGUCUUCAGCAAAUAGGAGAACCCGAGGAAGCAGCAGUGAUGGCAGUACUGGGGUUGCCUGUCGAGGAGCAGACCAUAGGUUAAUGCGUAGUGCCAGUGCCACCGCCGUGCCAUCCUCUCAGAGAAUUGGCCCAAGAAGACCUCCUUCAUCAGGCCAGGACCCCACUCGCUGCCAGACCCCCCCUGCCCGACUCUCACGCCCUCGCACCCAGACCCCACCCCCCACAAGAGCAUCCACACUUAGGGCACAGGCCAGACAAGCAGCCAUUCAGAGAUCACAAUCUGCUCGCACCGUAGCUGAGCGACCUUCAAAAGUAAAGCAGGGUGCUAACACUUCCACAGACGAGGAUUCCCAUUCUAGUGGGAGACGCACAACCCCCAUGGCCUCCUUCACCCGGGGUGCAACAUUCACCCGCUCCCUCUCAAGACCUGAGCCCGCUGGCCGUGCGCGUCCCCAAACCCCAACUAGAUUGCCGGGGGCUUCAUCCCGGCCACGCACCCCAGGGCCCACGGAGUCCUCUCAGCUACCAAGGAGGGCAGCCACCCUUAACCGCACAGCCAGCCACACUACCACUGGGAGCUCAGCCUCAGAGGAUGAGGUACCAAGGAAAAACAGCACAGCAUCACGAGGUCGAGCUCUGACCUCCCUGAAUGAAGGGUCAGGAGAUGCUGCAAAGUUUGCUCGGACUCAGCCGGCGGAAGCGCGGUCCCGGACUCCAACAAGGUUCGCAGAGACACGUGGCAGUACCUCAAGCCUUGCUAGGGCAGGCCGUACCCAGCCUGAGAAUCAGACCACGCCCCCUGGCUUCACCGAUAGUGGUUCGCACACACCCAGGACACCCAGAAUUGAAAAGGGUGAACCACGGAAGCAGAGUGAUGCCAAGAAUGGAAAUAUUGUCCCGCGGUCAAGGGGCAGCACCAUGGGGCGGAGGUCCACUCGGUCACCCAUGAGAGAUUCCGGACGUCCCAUGGGGCGGACAGGGAGCCCCACGCCCUCAAUGACUCAGGCUUCCAAUGCAGCUGAGAAUAAAAGCAGAUCUUCCAGUGUAACUAAUAAACCAGUGGCAAGCACUACCACACCACCUAGUGUUGGUAGUCGCUCAAACACUUUCUGCAAAGAUAACACAGGCCCCAACCAGAAACCAGUUGUACCCUAGCUUUGUUUGCAACAUGCCAUGUGCUGAUAGUGAAACUCACUUUUAUUUUACCAUUCGUUAAGUGUUAAUGAAGGAAUGUAAACAUAUAUGACUAGGGUCCUAGAAUAGGGAUGCUGGACAUUAUGCACUAUUAUUCCCAAACAUUUACUAUAAACUUCUGAUAGAAACAUUGGAUUAGUAAAAUUUAAAACCACUUUAGAAUAUUGUGCCAUAUUAUAUCCAAUACAGUACUGUAAGCAAAAGACCAGCAUAUCUAAAGGUCUUUACUAAUCCAAUAUUGUAGAUCCUCAAGUGGUUUUGCCACAUUUUUCCUCUCAUAAGCCCAAGCAGCCUUUAUAACUGCCGCUAGUGGUCGUCCAAUUGAGUUCUGUGGUUUUUCUAGUCAACCAGUUUUCUCUACUGUAUUUUGAUGGAAUAGCUUCUUGGCCUUUUGGAGAUUGACCUAGAAGUACCAUGUUGGUUAAGUAUUCAGUUCUCAAUUUGUUCUGAAGUUCUACAGUGACAGCAUUCUACAUUCUGAAUUGUGUUGAGUUUUAGUGAAAUGAUUCCGUUUCUAUGGGUCAUAGGCAUUUGUGAGCUAUAUAAAUACAUAUAUAUAUAGAUAUAUAUAUAUAUAUAUAUAUAUAUAUAAAAUUGAAGUAUAUAUUGGCUUCAUAGAUGUGGAAAAUACAGCAGAAGAUGAAAAACAUUAACAUAUUAUCUGCUUGCCUGAGGCCUUGAAUUGUUUUCCGAUGCAGAGGCCCCACAAUGUUGACCUUUUUUGUAUAAAUAUGAAUCUAGGUGCUUUGUAAUUUAAUAGCUGCUAUGUACCAAAGAUGAGGUCACAAUCUUCAUUUUGCUAAGGUUGCUUUUCUGAUGUCUGUGAUAUUUCAAUAUUAUAAGUAUUUUGUUAGUUAUUUGAUAAGAUAGCACAUGCACAAAUUAUAAUUAUAUAUUUAGUUACUUUUUUCAUGUUUGUACAUAAUGCCUGGCUAUGGCUGUAUUGCUUAUAGCUGGAAACUCAAUGACGAAUUUUUAGUUUGAUAUAUAUUAUCAGAUAUGAAGAUAUUUUGUUGAUUGAUCAUGUACAGGAAUAUGUGGGAAUAUUACAGUUUUAAGUAAUUUCACCCAAGGACAAGCCAGUGAUAAAUUGUCUCAAACCCUUUCUAUUUUAAUGUAAUGAAGAUAUUGAUGUAUUAUAUCAAGCUACACAAAUAUACAUCAACAUUAUGUGAAUCUAAUUAACGAAAUAACAAUAAUAAAUAAUUGGAAAUCACCGUUUUGAUUUUAAGAGAAACUGUACAUCUGGACUGUUGUAGCAAUAUGAUUAUGAAUGGAAACUGGUUUUGGCCAUUGUAUGAAAAUUUGUUAUUUGUUUUGAAUCACAAAAUUGAUACAAAUUGUGCAUCAUUAUCAGUCCUCAUUUGUACAGAUCUCUUAAAAGGCAACAAAUUAAUUUAAAUCUACUAAAAAAUGCAUGAAUAUUAAUAACUGUAAGCUAACAUUAUGAUAUCAAUGACCCAUUAUGAUUUUUAUACAGGUUUAACAUACAGUAUAUCAUGUAAGUUACAUGGUCAGAAGUACUCACCUGACCAUAGUGAAUUUACAAACCAUCAGUAUUGGCAAUGCCAUUAUCAGUUUUAAGAGAUAUUUUUUUAGGCAUAUGAAAAUAUAUUUCUUCCCUUUUUAUUUUCUUUUUUUUCUAGAUUAGAAUUUUCUGUCAUUCUUCCGUUUGUAAAUAUUUUCAUUGUACAUGACAUAAUUAUUGCUUGUUCAUUUUCAUUUGCAUCCAAGUAUUAUUGCUUUAACAUUAGGAUGUAAAGACCACAUUUUCCUCUCCUUUACUUUAGAAUAAUAAAAUUCAAAUGUUUGACACUAAAUCUAAAAGGGAAAAACAAGUAGAAUCAAAAUCUGAAAUCAGUGUUAUUUUCUAACAAAAAAGAUUGAGAAAAUACAUGUCAGUUACGAAAUGGAUUAGAAUGUGCAUAUUGAGUAGAGCAUAUGGUCUUGGAGCUAUUCUUAAUGCCAGAAUUUAAAGCACAGGUCAAGGUUACUUGCAUUGUGGUUUGUAUCUUUGUCAAUAGUUUGUAACAUGAUUUUGUGAUAUUAUUCAUAAAAGUAUUAUUUUUAAUGAUUAUGUAGAAAUAUUUAUGUUUUAGAUAUACAGUAUUUAUUUAUUAUUAGAAAUAUUUAUUAUUAUUUUAAAAUAUUUAUGAAUUUUUAGUCUGUAUUAUUUUGAACAUGUGAAGUCGAUUCUGAAUUCAUGCACGAGUUAAGGUAAAGGUUAGUUUUGAAAUCAAAAAAUUAUUUUGCCAUCAACAUUGAUAAAGGAAUAACAUAUGCUGUCUUUUUUGUUUUGUUUUGUUUUGAAGGUGAUGAUUGUCUGCAUUCAUAUAUUAUUUAUAAAUAUAAUUGAUCAAGACAAAUUAUAAGUGAAAGAAAUUGUUCAUUAUUCAAAAUAAUUUGGUCAGUGUCUGUUUGCCUCAUUUUGUUUUGAUUUUUUGUACAUUCUCAUAUAAUUAUUUUAAAGAAUAUGGUUUAGUUCUUGAUGGUUCCAAAAUGACUUUCAAUAACUAAAUUAUAGAAUUAUACAAGUUCGAGAUGAGCUAAGAAGUAAGUUACUAGAUUGUCUAUACGUGUCUUUCCUUAUUUUAUACACAGUUUGAUUUUGUUCAUAUUUAUAUUUCACAUAUUGUGCUUUAGCUUUUGAAAGAUCUUGAUGUAAUGCAGUGUUGAGUAAGGUGCCUUCAAAUAUUUUCCUGAUUUUUAAUGAUUUCCUCCACUUUCCUCUUAUAAUUCAAAGACAAAGGCAAAGUACAUAUUGGUUCUAAAGCAAUGUGACUUGAACUAGGUGGUAAUAAAGUGGAAACUAUCACUAAUGGAAACUGUACAACCCCCCCCCCCCCCCAUUAAAAAAAAAAAAAAUCAGCUUUUGAAUCUCAACUGGUUUAUGAUAUUAUGUUAAAGUGAGUAAUAGCAUAAUGCAAAUUGCAAACUUUCCUGCUGAGUAAGAAAACACAUUCAUUUAGGUUUAAACAAAAGUAAUUCGUAUGUGCAAAGCUUUACAUCAUUAACAAUUUGGGAGGGGAUGAAAUAGGCUCAUGCAAACAGUUGGUGAGUACUUUUGUUCAUGAUUCAUGUAUUUAUCUUAAUGGAUAAAAUAUCCACACAUUUUGAAAAUCCUGUAUUUGUAACUGCCUUUUUGCAUCUGAAAAUGCUCUUACCUGAACUUAAUUUUUCCCAAUCUUGUGCAUAUCACUACCUACCUUGUCAUUGCUUUACCUAUAUAUCUUACCCCAUUGAAGUGUUGAUUGGCUGCUUUCUGCCAUGAUAGUAUGCAAGCCUUUCCCUCCUUUUGUGUGAAGAGUGGAGUGUAAUUGUCCUCUACUACUAGUCCCAUAGCCAUUAAUGUGAAUCAGGGUUGUCUAGUGUCACAGAUCAAUAAUAUAUGAAUUUAGCCAACUAAAGUGCUAUUAUUAGCCCUUUUCCCUAUAAUUUGUAGUAGUUUGUUGUAGAAAAAUAAGAUUUCCAUAGAAAUAAAAUGGAUUUUAGUGUGCAAACAAGUACACAGGGAUGUGUACUGGAAAUCUGAAAGUCAUGUGAAGAACAAGUUUCAUGCAUAUGGAGAGUAGGUAUGAACAAACAUGUUUGUUGCCAUAUUCAUUUUCUGUAAAAAUGUGAAAAGUUGGAUAAAUUUCCAAAGCAGAUUUUUCACCAACAGAGAAAAUUAAUAAUUUACAUAUCAGUAUUGAUACUAUAAAAGUCAUUGACAUGAAUGAAAAGUAAUGAAUCAUAAGGUGUAUCAUGUCUAAUUCAUUAUUGCAUUAGGGACUGGCAAUUUAAAUUAAAAUGACUAUUGCAACAAAGGGCUACUAAAACCUUAAUUUUCCUUGAUAUGUAGUAAUUCUCUAAGGAUAUUUUUACGCCUUGCAUUUUUUGUGACAAAAUAUCAUCUCUGUGCAAUGUGCAUGUUGCUACAACACACACUUUCCCUUUGCUAAUUUUAAUGGGUAAUGAAGAAUAUUUUACAAUAUCUAUUUUAUUUUGGUAUAGGAAAAAUAAUGAUACCUAAGGAUGUUAAAAAGAUAUGGGAUACCUGGCAUGAUCCAAGUCUGUAAGCAUCAACUAACAUGGUUCUAAAAAAUAAACAAAAUUAUCUUGCGAGUGUUCUAAGAACAGACUUGGACAUCCAGCAAAAGACUUGAUACAUUCAAAUCACCCACAAUUUUUUUUCAUUCAUAUUUCCAACAUAAAACAUAGAAGCCUAUGUAUGGGACACAGUACACUUCAUUAUUUUCAGUUUACACAUUUCAUGUCAUUACCUUUUUGAGUUGCUGAACUGAAUAGUUUAUGGUAUGGGAACAUCUGAUCCUAUUAAUUUGCAAUGCUACACUUGAACUGCAGAAUGUUAGAACCCGAUAUCAUCCUACCUUUUUUUUUUUUGUAUUUUUAUUAUUUAAAUUUUUUUUUCUUCAGUAAAGAUUCCCUGAGUAUGUGCUUUUCAGAAGUCAAAGCAGUUGAUGAAGAUGAAGUUUAGAUUAGCAGUUCACAUAUAAUUCCUAUAUAAUCCUCGCCCCUUAGUUAUAAUGAGAUAAUAUAAUGUAAGACUUGGGUUCUCUACAAAAUGGGAUGAUAUAUGGUAAUGAGUAUGUAAACAAUAUUAAAUGGAGCUGCAGGACUCAUAAUAAAACAUCCAUAGUAGAACCUUCACAACAGACCCUUGAAAUGCAUUAUGUGGGAUUGUAACUAUUCUAGACAGAAAAUGAUUUUAAAUCUAAUGUCUUUAAUUACUUCUGGACUUCGCAAUAAUCAGGUCAAGUUAAAUCAGAUGUAUGUAAAGCUACUGAAGCAUUAAACAUUUUGCUUAGAUCAUGAAAAGGGAAAAAUAUAUUUUUGCUUUUUACAAGAUUGGUUACAAAACAAUGUGAUUAACUUAAAAAAAAAAAAAAAAAAUGCAAGGAAUGUGAAAUUAAA
Messenger RNA from Penaeus monodon (black tiger shrimp), 11287 nucleotides. RefSeq lists its product as uncharacterized. Bases 236 to 6334 code for a protein of 2032 amino acids. The record is from RefSeq and is a predicted model, not a curated record. Gene Ontology annotation, molecular function: protein binding. The transcript is spliced from 17 exons. Lineage: Eukaryota; Metazoa; Arthropoda; Malacostraca; Decapoda; Penaeidae.